AUGGAAGAAUGCUUGCAAUAAGUAUAAAAUUAGGUUGAAGUAAUAUUGUUCAUUAAUGAAUCAAUUAGUCUAUAUUUGACAAUAUCGAUGCUUAACUAGAUUAAAUUCUUAAGAGUACUUCUUAUGCUAUCGAUGAUAAUUAACAAAAUUCUCUUCAAACAUUAACUUCUGAAUAUUCUGAUAAUUUUCCUUGCCAUAAAUUUGAAAAUUCAAACUUUGUUGAAUAACUUUAUCAAGUUAUGCAACCAUUAAUCACAAAUUAUAUGAAAAAGAAAGAAUUGUAGGAUUAAUUAUCAUAAAAUGAACAAUAAACCAAUUUACAAAUCAAAGAAGUAACUGAAGGCAUUGUUUAAGAAUGUGAAAAUGAAAAAAGUAAUAUUUCGAUGUCAAUGGAACCUAAACUUUAAGACUAGGAUAAGGGCUCGUAAACAUUAGUUGAAAAUAUUGAUGCAAACAUUAUUAGUAUACAAUCAAGCAUACUUUAAUCUUCUUAUCUAUAAAAGAUGAAACCAUUCUGCUAUUAAUUAAUACAAGAUUAUUCAUUUUAAUAAAAUGAGAUUUGCUUUGCAAUAGCUCUUAAUAAAAGUUCCUCCACAUUAGUGGCUGGGUGUAGAUCAUAAAUUAAAUUAUUUGAAUUCAGGUAUGGUAUCCUGAAACAUCUAUAGAGCUUAAAUGAACACAAGAGUUCCGUAUUUACUUUAAACUUUAUGAAGAAAUCUAAUCAUUUUAUAUCAGGGAGCAGAGAUGGUACUAUUAUUAUAUGGCAAAAAAUAUAACAAAAUUUAUGGAGUAAAUAAUAGAUACUAAACGGACAUAGUCAUUAAAUCAAUUGUUUAGUAAUAAAUAAUAAUGAAGAUCAAAUUAUAUCAGGGAGUGAUGACAAAGCAAUCAAAAUUUGGGCAAAGAAAAAUGAAUGGUUAUGUUAAUAAACUAUUAAGGAUCAUUCAAAAUCUGUAUAUGGAUUAAGCUUAAAUUCAUAAUAAAAUCGGUUGAUAUCUUGUGGUUUUGAUAAGUUUAUUUUAAUAAGAGAAUAAUCAGAAUUAAAUAAAGAAUGGAUAACAGUUUAAAAGCUAACAAUUGAGUAGGAUGGAUAUCGCAUAUGCUUUAUUGAUGAUAAUACCUUUGUAUUCUCGCCAUAUAAUACUGAAAAGUUAUAGGUUUUUGAGAUGAAUGAUAUCAAUAAAUAAUUUAUAUAGACUUAAGAUAUUAGUGUUAAAUGUGGAUUAGAUGGCUAAUGUUUUUUCCCUUCAUAAUUUAUUGAUUAAAAACAAAUCCUUGUUUUUAAAAAUGGGGAAUUUAUUAAUCUGAUAAGGAAAAAGUCGAAUGGAGAAUUUGUUACUGAAUAGUCAAUUAAUUUCGAAACGAAUUCUUUCUUUGGAAGCAUGAGUGAUGAUGGAGAGUAUUUGAUUACAUGGGACAACAAAUCAAAUUAAAUACAAAUCAGAAAAUAAAUGGAAAAAUGA
This is a messenger RNA of Paramecium octaurelia, 1463 nucleotides long. The record is from the annotation of a GenBank genome assembly. Lineage: Eukaryota; Ciliophora; Oligohymenophorea; Peniculida; Parameciidae.